Amaranthus tricolor (Joseph's coat) is the source of this 2914-nucleotide messenger RNA. RefSeq names its product probable LRR receptor-like serine/threonine-protein kinase At4g37250. The record is from RefSeq and is a predicted model, not a curated record. Gene Ontology annotation, biological process: protein phosphorylation. The transcript is spliced from 2 exons. Lineage: Eukaryota; Viridiplantae; Streptophyta; Magnoliopsida; Caryophyllales; Amaranthaceae. Gene Ontology annotation, molecular function: protein kinase activity; protein binding; ATP binding. The coding region runs from base 266 to 2644 and encodes 792 amino acids.
UUUUCCAUAUUUAGCUCUCUUUGACCCCAACUCCCAUCAUUAUCACCAAACAAACAAACCAUACCAGUACCACUUUCAUCAAACACACCCAAUUCAUUUCUUUCAUCCUUCCUCUUCUUUUUCUUAUACACUUCUGCUUACCAAAACAAUCUCACCAAAAACUCUACAUUCUUCAGUUGUUCACCCUCUUUUUUCCACCUCUAUUUCUUCCUCCAUGAAUUCAGAUGUAAGCUAAGUAUUCCCAUUCCCCCAAACACACCCUAAAAUGAAAACCUCCAUUUCCCCCUUCUUCCUCGUCAUUUUCUCCCUCCAUUUCACCUCCCUCCUUUCCUUAAAUUCAGAUGGAACUUCCCUUCUUGCUUUCAAAUACUCCAUUUUAAGUGACCCUUUAUCAGUUCUAGACUCAUGGAAUUACUUAGACCAAACUCCUUGUGCAUGGAACGGCGUCGCUUGUAACCCUGAUCUUCAAGUCAUUAGCUUAACUCUUCCUAAUAAUCAGUUACUGGGUUCUAUACCAUCUGAUUUAGGUCUCAUUGAAACUCUCCUACACCUUGAUCUAUCCUAUAAUUUCUUCAAUGGGUCUUUACCUGUUACUCUUUUUAAUGCUUCAAAUCUUCAAGUUCUUUCUGUUUCCUCUAAUGAAAUUUCUGGGGAUAUUCCUGUCUUUUCACAUUCUUCAUUAAGUUUCCUUAACCUUUCUGAUAAUGCAUUUGUUGGGCCCAUCCCUGUGAAUUUUUCUUCAGCAUUUCAAAACUUAACAGUUUUAUCUCUCAAAGAGAAUUAUUUUUCUGGGGAUAUCCCUUCAAGUUUUCCUCCUUCUAUUGAAGUUCUAGAUCUUUCUUCUAAUUUGUUUAAUGGUUCUUUACCCUCUGAUUUUAGUGUGGGACCCAAUUUGAGAUACUUGAAUCUUUCGUAUAACAAAAUCUCUGGUGCAAUUCCUGCUGAUUUUGGGGGUGAUUUUCCAGAAAAUGCUACCAUUGAUUUGUCUUAUAACAACUUAACGGGUCAAGUUCCGGGUUCUAAACCUUUCAUGGGUCAAAACCCGGAAUUGUUUUCGGGUAAUCAAGAAUUAUGUGGGAAACCAUUAAAGAAUUCAUGUGUUAUUCCUUCUACUCUCUCUACACCACCAAAUGUAACAGGUUCAAUCUCCCCUGCUAUUGCCGUUAUACCCAAACCCGUUGGAGAUUCGGACUCAAACACAUCAAAUAGAGCUCCGAGUAGUCAUAACAACGGGCUUAAACCCGCCGCCAUUGUUGGGAUUACAUUAGCUGAUUUAGCUGGGGUUGGAAUUUUAGGGGUUGUUUUAUUUUAUCUUUACAGAAUCAGAAACAGAAAACUCCAAAAACAACAAAAUCAAAAUCAAAAUCCCCAAAAAGAAAAUAACAAAAAUCCCCCUCCAAAAUCAGCUAAUUUAACCAACGAUCAUUUCUUAAUCCAAAUCAACAACAAUCCAACAACAACAACAACAUUAAAUCCAAACAAAACCCACAAAAAAUGUUUUACAUACUGUGUAAGAGGAGAAGAAAGCGAAGCAACAAGAACAAGUUCUGAUAGUGAAAGUACCGAUUCCGAUCAUGAUGAUCAUCAUCAAACCGAAAAAGAAAUCAACGGUGGAAAACAACCCAAUGAAGACGGUGGUGGAAGCCGAGGAGGGUCACUAGUAAUGGUGGAUGGCGAGACGGAGCUUGAGGCGGAGACACUGUUGAAGGCGUCGGCGUAUAUAUUGGGUGCAAGUGGGUCCAGUAUAGUGUAUAAAGCUGUUUUAGCAGAUGGGACUGCAUUUGCCGUAAGGAGAUUAGGAGAAAUUGGUAUUGAUAAGAUGAAAGAUUUUGAAGGGUAUAUUAGGAGUAUUGCUAAGGUUAAACAUCCUAAUUUGGUUCGUGUUCGUGGAUUUUAUUGGGCGGAUGAUGAGAAGCUUGUUAUUUAUGAUUAUGUUUCUAAUGGUACCCUUGCUUCUUCGGCUUACAAAAAGGGUGGUUCUACUCCAUAUCAUCUACCACUAGAAGCUCGGUUAAGGAUUGCAAGAGGAUUAGCUAGAGGAUUAACAUACAUUCAUGAAAAGAGAUAUGUACAUGCUAACAUUAAACCUAGCAAUAUUCUCUUAACAAAUGAUAUGGAACCUAUCAUUAGUGAUCUUGGGCUUAAUUGGCUAGUCUAUGGUAACAACAACAAAGGUAGUGGCUCGGCCCGUCAAUUCGGAAGCAAAAGAUCCAUGGGCUCACUUGAUGGCACUCAAGACCUCUCCGUAAGCGGAAGCCCAAACCCGUAUAUCAACCCGUUUGGGAGUAAUAACGGGUUUGGAUCGCCUUAUCAAGCCCCCGAAUCACUUAAGAAUCUUAAGCCCAACCCAAAAUGGGAUGCGUACUCAUUUGGGAUUGUGUUGCUUGAGCUUCUAACAGGGAAAGUGUACUUGGAUAGAGAAUUAGGCCAAUGGACCCCAAGUAAUAAUGGGGUUGAGGAUAGGUAUUGGGUUUUAAGGAUGGCUGAUGUUGCACUUAGGGCUGAAAUACAAGGCAAAGAAGAAGCUAUGAUGGGAAUAUUUAAGUUAGGGUUUAGUUGUGCAUCUUUGAUACCACAAAAAAGACCCUCCAUGAAAGAAGCUCUACAAAUCCUUGAGAAAAUUUCAUUAUCUUUUGUUCAUUAAUGUAUUUUCUAGAUUGUAAGAAAUUUAUACUUAAAUUUCUUUUUAUUGGGUUUUUUUUUUUUUUUUAUUAUUUGGUUAUAUGUAGAUUUCCAUCUUUUAACCUUAAUGUGUUUUCACAUAAAGUGAAAAGAGUGUGGAUGUGGAUAGUGGGUGCACUAGUGUUGUAAGAUUUUUCCUUAGCUAAAUUAUGAUGUUGGUAUUCUUAGAAUUGAUUUGCUUGUAUGCCAAGAUGAUGAUAUUUAAUAUGAUAGAAGUUCAAAGUUAAAUUCA